This is a messenger RNA of Acanthoscelides obtectus, 2117 nucleotides long. The record is from the annotation of a GenBank genome assembly. NCBI's taxonomy places the organism in Eukaryota, Metazoa, Arthropoda, Insecta, Coleoptera, Chrysomelidae.
CUAGACGGCAUUUGCCAAUUAAAUCGAUCAAUAGUUACCCAGCUGAUUAGUGAUGUCACUGUCAUUUACGUUUGAAACAACGAUUAUAGUUUUUAUGAAUAUCGGGUUGCAAUUCUCUUGCUUUAGCUUGCAAAUAAGAAAUUACUUUUGAUCGUUUUAGAAGAUUUGAUAACCCCCUCGUAUCCGUAUAGUGAUUUAAUUUUUUUAAUUAUGGUAUUGAUUUGAUUUUGAGGUUCGUCCAUCUGUCAUUUUUUUAUUUUACUUUUGGGGAUUGCGCUGCCGAGUUGGGUUGAGUAAACUACAUUUUUAAGGUCAUUGACAAGAUUUAUUGUUGUAUAACUCGCUGUUUUCACUUUAUAAAAAGUGCAUUGUCUGUUGUGCAGUUCGUUUUGUAACACACCUUCGCUGUUAUCCUCGAAAGAUGAGCUUCCUAUUUGGAAGCCGUUCGUCGAAGACGUUCAAACCAAAAAAGAACAUACCAGAAGGUACACACCAGUAUGAGUUGAUGAAACAUGCGGCAGCUACAUUGGGCUCAGGUAACUUGCGACUUGCUGUGAUGCUCCCCGAAGGGGAAGACUUGAAUGAAUGGGUGGCUGUGAACACUGUAGAUUUUUUCAAUCAAAUCAAUAUGCUGUAUGGGACCAUUACUGAAUUUUGUACGGAAGACAGUUGUCCGAUAAUGUCGGCGGGCCCCAAAUAUGAAUAUCACUGGGCAGAUGGACACACAGUCAAGAAACCUAUCAAGUGCUCGGCACCCAAAUACAUAGAUUAUCUUAUGACUUGGGUGCAGGAUCAGCUAGACGAUGAAACUUUAUUCCCAUCAAAAAUAGGUGUGCCGUUUCCAAAGAACUUCCAAUCAAUAGCAAAGACUAUUUUGAAGAGGUUAUUCAGAGUAUAUGCUCACAUCUACCACCAACAUUUUAGUGAGGUCGUACAUCUAGGAGAAGAAGCACAUCUCAAUACUUCCUUUAAGCAUUUUAUAUUUUUUGUUCAGGAAUUUAGCCUCAUAGAAAGAAGAGAGCUAGCACCACUACAAGAACUGAUAGACAAGCUAACAGCAAAAGAAGCGCGAUAGAAAAAUUGAACGAAUAUCGAAAGAAAGAUCUGUUUGCCUUCACCCGUGCAUUUACACACGCCUUUCACUUCUCUUUAUAUCCUUCUCUUUCACACAUAGUUGAAGCUUUUUUCCAGUCGCUGAUCGCAUACUCUUAGGAAUAUGGGCUUCCCAAUGACGGUGUAGAAAGGAUGUGCUUCAUAUGUGCACACAUAUAUUUUAGCAUCACAGAUCUAUCUUUAUUUAGGUCUUUGAUGAUCGCAACAGGGUUCCUUUUCGUAUUUAACGCGUUCGUUCGGUUCGGACAUGUCAUCUGACAGUUAGGUUUUUAGUUUAGGCGCUUACUCUUCACUCUGAAGUUAUAGAUAUUGUUUAGGUAUCUAAAUAUGACGCGAGCAAUUUAACAGAUGUCGAUAUCUACUAUAUAUAGUAAAAAACGAGAUUAAAAUUGGGUAGUGGUUCCAACCAUCCCAUACAAAUUUGGAAUUAAAGGCAUCCAAAAAAUGAGUAUUUUUUAGAAUUUUUUAUCAUCGUCUCCUCAUUUAAUUUUAGCAUGUCAGCUAAUCCAAAAAAUGGGAAUUGAAAAACAAUAAACAUGAUAUAAUGAUCAUAUGGAUAAAAUAUCAGUAUUUUGUAUGUAUAAUUUUAGACAAUUUUAUCAAUUUUCUAAGAACCUAACUGGUGUAGAAAAUCGUUUUUAAGCUAUAGUUUCCAGCUUGACUUGUAAGAAUAUUUGUGCAAUGCUGUCCUUUAUUGUAAUUUAUAUGCUAAGUAGCCACCAGAUUAUAUGUUUGUAUAUUUUUUCACAUUAUGUUUAGUCAGUGCAUAAGCUCUAUCUAGUUGACAACUAUUGUAUUUUGUAAACGGACAAUAUAAUGUUAAUUUGAUUUACAUUAUUUACAAAAGCUGAAAUAUUUAAUUUUUUCAUUAGCAUGAAGUAAAAUUAGAUAAAUGUAGUUUUUUAAAAUAUUUUCGUACUUGCUGAAUAUAUUGUAUUUUUUUAUAAUGCACACGAAUAUUUACUAAAUUAUUUGAUGUAUGUACAUAAUUAUUGUUUUAAUCA